AUGAAAAAAUUAAAUUUUUUAAUAUGUAUUAUAAAUAUUUUAUUUUUAUUUGUAAAUUCACAAGAUUUAAAACUUGGUGGUAGUUGUGAAUUAAUUGAUUCAAAUUCACCAUGUUUUUCAAAAUUAAAUUAUACAGACUUUUAUUUACAACCAGGUGAUUCAAUCACUCAAUUAAAUAAAAAUGUUUCAGAUAUUAUUCGAAUGUUAGAAUUUACAACACCAGAAUGUAAACCAAAUGCAAUUAAUUUAAUUUGUUUAAAAUCAUAUCCAAAAUGUGAAACACAUAACGAAACAUUAUCAAAUAAUACAAAUAUUAUAUUUAAUUUACCAUCACUACCAUGUAAUUCAAUAUGUUUAAUUGCAGAAACACCAUGUAAAAUAUUUAUUGAUAAUUUUUUAAAAGAUUUAUCAUGUAGCUCAAAAUUUUCAAAUGGUGUACCAAUGUUUCCAAUAAAUUCGACUGAUUUUGAAUUUAAAGAGAGUGGUAAUUUUGAUUUCAAUUUUAAUGUUGAGUGUAAUGAUAAUAUAAUUUAUGAUAAUUCGUCAUCAGUUAUAAAUUGUCCUGCACCAUUAUUAAAUUCCAAAGAUCAUGUUAUACCAGGUAAAACAACUUAUUAUUAUAUUACUGAUAGUUGUAUUUUAGAUUGUCCAUUUGAAAUUUAUCCAGGUAAAACUAAAAUAUUGGAUAAAACAAAUUAUACAUUAACAAGUAUAUCAUUUAUAACUUGUUUUUUCAUGAUUUUAACAUUUGGUGUUUUACCAAAUAAAAUAACUCAUCGUAUGGAAUCUAUUCUAUCAUUUGCGUGUGGUGGUUGUAUUACAGCAUUAUCGUUAUUCAUUCAAUCAAGACAAGAUAAUUUUAAUUGUAGUUCAGAUCCAGGUAGAUUCAAAUCGCAAUCAGACUAUUUAUGUUUAUUAACUGGUUUAAUUUUCCAAUUUGGUGCGAUUACUUCAAUAUUUUGGGCUCCAAUGAUUGCAUAUGAUUUUUAUAUAACUUCAAGAUUAAGUAAAAUUAGAAAAUUUGGUUUAUAUAGAAUUGGUAUUUGGUCAUUAAUAUUUGUUUUAACAGCAUUACCAGCAUUCGGAGGAAAAUAUAGUGCAACAGUUGCAACAAGUUGUUGGAUAAAUUCAGAUGAUGGAUCAGCUUGGCAAUAUAUAUCAUUUUAUAUACCAUCAUGGUGUGCAAUGGGUUUACUUUGUUUAUUUUCAAUUUUAUCUGUUAUUAAUGUUUCAAAAAUGUAUAUGAAAUCACCAAAUAGAAGAAUUUUAUUUUUUAAUAUUAAAAUAAUUAUAACAAGUUUAAUUUUAUUAUUUAAUUUAACGUUUGCAUCAUCAUUAAAAUUUUAUAUGGAAGAUAAAAUGGAUACUUAUUUUGAUGCAAUUGCAGUUUGGGCAGAAUGUAUUAGUAAAGGUGAUCCAUCACAAUGUGAAUUACAUGCACCAGGUUACGAAUUGAAAGCAUUAAAUGUUGUAGUAGUAAGUAUUUUAGGUUUUUGUAUUUUCAUUGGUUAUGGUUUAGAUCCAAUCGUUAUUCAAAUUUGGAAAGAAAGUGAAAAAUUGAAAUGGAUUUUAAAAAAAUGUGGUUUAAAUGAUUUCAUUAAAUUAGGUUCAGAAACAACUAGUACAACUAAUACUAGUGGUAGUAGUGGUAGUGGUAGUGAAAAAAGACAAUCCAAAAUUAGAAUGUCAAAAUUAUCACCACCACCACCAUCAAUUGAUACUACAAAUGAUAUACCUAUUAAUGAUACACUUGGAGAAAAUUAA
This is a messenger RNA of Dictyostelium discoideum AX4, 1764 nucleotides long. RefSeq names its product G-protein-coupled receptor family protein (gene fslP). Gene Ontology annotation, cellular component: membrane. NCBI's taxonomy places the organism in Eukaryota, Evosea, Eumycetozoa, Dictyosteliales, Dictyosteliaceae. The record is from RefSeq and is a predicted model, not a curated record. The transcript is spliced from 4 exons. The coding region runs from base 1 to 1764 and encodes 587 amino acids.